UAUUAACUGUGUAUAUUUGGCGCUCAAAUAUGAAUAGAAUGCUUAAGAACAAGGAAGUGAAAUAGAGAAAGAAACACAAAUGCGGUGAAAUGGGCAUCUCGCCCAUUGUCUUAACGCUGUAGCUUAGGGUGUCUUCACCGACGUCCGCGACCCGAGUAUAAAUAAGGAAACUGCGUCGCUGCAUUCAUUUCAGUUAUAUCAAUCUGUGCAUGGGAUUACCGUCAGUCUGCGAUUUCAUUUUUCAAAAUGGCGAUGUCUUCGGACUCUAGUGCUGUUCAGGUUGACACUGAAGGGGAUGUUUCAACACUACAAGGCGUAAAAAAUCUGCAAGGAGAACACACCCUUAAGUCAUUUCUGACUGUUAAAGUGUUGGAAGUUUCGGCUCCAACAUCAUACACCUCAAAGAAGAAGGGAGCGAGUCAAAUGGUGACCGCCAAAAUUGCCGACUCUACAAGUCACACAGAGGUGCAUUUGUAUGACGCAUCAAAAUUUCCGUUAUUUAAGGAAGGAGAAGUACUCAUCCUGACGGAUUUUGUUAAGAAGGAAGAUGGAUCUCUGGUUGUAACUCAGGUUUCCAAUGUGUUCACUACCAACAAAGAAAUGGUAACAGUCCCCAAAGAGGUCUUAGAAGAAGCAACAAAGAAACCAGACUGCAUGCCUAUAUUGAGUGCAGCAACAUCCCCUCAUAGAACUACAGUCUCUAUCAAAGGGAAAGUUGUCCUUGCAUGUGCACCUACCACUAAGAGACUACGCAACACUAGAGAAGAAGUCCCUUUUAAGAGACUAAAGGUCAAAGAUGGAAGUGGAGUUGUUAACGUAGCCUUAUGGAGGGAAUUUGCAGAUACACCAGUAAAGCAAGGCUGUUAUGUCGCCCUUCAUAAUUUUACGACAACACAAACCUUUGACAUGAAAACAAAGGCACAAAAACCUGUUCUCUCCAACAGGUCAUCUCAAUCAGCAGUAGAGUUCAUUCCUUCGUUUGCUGAGAUAUCUGAUGACGACCAAGAUAGUGAAGAGGAGAGUGCAGUUAUGCCAACUGGAACCAUAAUUGGAAUUGAAAGCCUCUUCACUUACAGGUGCUGCCUCAUCCCAAAGUGCUGCAAAAAAAAGGUAGGAGAGGAUUUCCGGUGUCCGAAUUGCGCAAUUCAAUAUACUGUGAACUCGGCAGGGUAUGCUGGCAUUCUGAAGGUUCUCAUUAAUUGUGAGAACAAAAUGAACGUUUUUACAGUAUUUACUGACGGACUAAUACAACUAUUGGAAUCAAUGAACUUCAAGUCAGACUUGAGCAACAAAGAUGAGACCUUGUGCAGCCUUAAAUCUGCAAUGCCAAUAAGAGUAAAAUUCGCUUUCAACAGUAACAAAAUUACAACCAUUAAGAAGUUUUAAAACUGCAGUAAAACAAGUGCUCCUUAAGAGAUUGCCCUUCCUGCUUCUGGUGACUUAUUGAAACAUGAUUGAUUUUGAGAAUAAAAUCAAUGUAUGCAGGUUUUACCAUGGGACUUGAGAUAAUUGAAGUACAGGAACUUUAACUCAGACUAAAACAACAAAAAUGAGACUUUUAAGCAACUUCAAACUGUGAUGUGAAAUUUUUAGCUAUCAAUAAGAAUAUUACAAAGCAUCAAAAGUUUUACAACUUUUUAAAAUCAUUUUAAAACAAAAAAAAAAAAACCCAUAAUGCUACUUGACAUUAUUACUUGUAAAAGAGUGGUUAUUAAAUAUGAUGUAACUUUAAAGCUUCAUAUUAUAAGUUCAUUACUGGUUAAUGAUUGCUUCUGAGUUUUUUUUUUCUUCUUCUUUUGUAUAUAUAUUUUUAGCAUAGUUGUUCAUUUCUGUUUCGAAACUUUUUAUUUAGUAUCUUUUAUAACAGUUUUUGUGUUAUUAAAUAAAGAUGCAUAAAAUGUUAAAAAAUGAAAAAUUUACUGUUCACAAUUCUCAUACUUUAGGAUUGUAUAUGCAGUUGAUAUUAAUCAGUUAACAUACCAGAUGUUUUUUCCUUUUUUUUUUAAAUUAAUUCCUUAUUUGUUUAAUAGUGAAUUUCUGAAUGCAUCUUGUGUAAAUAUUUUUUUUCACAACAUAGCCAGUUUGUCCAUUUUUUGAUGUAGUUUUUUUUUUUUUUUUUUAGAAAAAAGCCAUAAGACUAGUUAGCAAAUUUUUUAUGUGUACAAGAGGGUGCUAUAUGUUUUUGAUAUUUUAUAUAUUGCCUGUUUUUAUAUGCAUUGCCUAAUACAUUCAAAGAGGUGGUUUUCUUACAGUAUUUACAAGAUAUUGAUCAUUUCAUUGCUACUGUUUACUAAAAUUUUUUUAGUCAAACAUUGUGAUAACUUGCAUUCCUUUUUAUACAUUUAUAUUAUAUAAGUACAUUUCAACUGAACUUUUAAAAUCUGUAAAACUCAGGUAACUCAUAUACUUUUUGUACAUGUUGUUUAAAUUGUUAACCAACAGAUUAACUGAUAGUAGAAUAGACAUUGUUCAAUUUUUUUUACUCAUGUUUGUUUCUGUUUUGUUUAUUACUUGAAUAAACACAAGUAUU
This is a messenger RNA of Saccostrea cuccullata (small rock oyster), 2530 nucleotides long. RefSeq lists its product as uncharacterized. NCBI's taxonomy places the organism in Eukaryota, Metazoa, Mollusca, Bivalvia, Ostreida, Ostreidae. Bases 247 to 1386 code for a protein of 379 amino acids. The transcript has 6 exons. The record is from RefSeq and is a predicted model, not a curated record.